CGCUUCGCCCCCGUGUGCCCGCAGAACCUGCACGGCGUGCUGCCCGACAUCAUGCUGCCCGUCUGGCUCACCGACAACCUGGACGCCGCCGCCGGGUACCUGCAGAACCAGAGCGAGGACUGCCUGUACCUCAACGUGUACGUGCCCACGGAGGAGGGACCACUGACAAAAAAAGCUCCCGACUCAAACCGGCCCAGAGAGCAAGAUAUCCGUGAGCGCAGGAAGAAGCCGGUGAUGUUGUUCAUUCAUGGGGGCUCGUACAUGGAGGGCACAGGGAACAUGUUUGACGGCAGUGUGCUGGCCGCCUACGGCAACGUCAUCGUGGUCACCAUCAACUACCGCCUGGGCGUGCUGGGGUUCCUGAGCACGGGGGACCAGUCAGCCAAGGGCAACUACGGCCUGCUGGACCAGAUCCAGGCCCUGCGCUGGCUCAACGAGAACAUCGGCCACUUCGGGGGAGACCCUGAGCGCAUCACCAUCUUCGGGUCAGGAGCUGGGGCAGCCUGCGUCAACCUGCUGAUCCUGUCCCACCACUCUGAGGGGCUCUUCCAGAGGGCCAUUGCUCAGAGUGGAUCAGCCAUCUCCAGCUGGUCUGUGAGCUACCAGCCCCUGAAGUACACCCGCAUCCUGGCGCGCAAGGUGGGCUGCAGCCUGGAGGGGGCGGAGCUGCUGGCCUGCCUGCGGGGGAAGAGCUUCCGGGAGCUGGUGGACCAGGACAUCCAGCCGGCCCGCUACCACGUGGCCUGGCCUGUGGUGGAUGGAGACGUCCUGCCUGAUGACCCAGAGAUUCUCAUGCAGCAGGGGGAGUUUCUGAACUACGACAUCCUGAUGGGCGUAAACCAAGGGGAGGGGCUGAAGUUUGUGGAUGACAGUGAGGGGGAGGAUGGCCUCACGCCCGCCAGCUUUGACUACACCAUCUCCAACUUCGUGGACAACCUGUACGGCUCCACAGAAGGAAAAGACAUCCUGAGAGAGACGAUAAAGUUCAUGUAUACGGACUGGGCUGACAGGGAGAACACGGAGAUGCGGAGGAAGACUCUGCUGGCUCUCUUCACCGACCACCAGUGGGUGGCGCCGGCGGUGGCCACGGCCAAGCUGCACGCGGAGUUCCAGUCGCCCGUGUACUUCUACACCUUCUACCACCACUGCCCGCUGGAGGGCCGGCCCGAGUGGGCGGACGCGGCCCACGGGGACGAGAUCCCCUACGUGUUCGGCCUGCCCAUGCUGGGCCCCACCGAGCUCUUCCCCUGCAACUUCUCCAAGAACGACGUCAUGCUCAGCGCCGUCGUCAUGACCUACUGGACCAACUUCGCCAAGACCGGGGAUCCCAACCAGCCGGUUCCCCAGGACACAAAGUUCAUCCACACCAAGCCCAACCGCUUCGAGGAGGUGGUCUGGACCAAGUUCAGCUCCAAGGAGAAGCAGUACCUGCACAUCGGGCUGAAGCCCCGGGUCCGAGAUAACUACCGCGCCAACAAGGUGGCGUUCUGGCUGGAGCUGGUGCCCCACCUGCACAGCCUGCACCAGGACUGCCACCUGACGGUGACGCGGCUGCUGCCCGGCACCACGCUGAAGCCCCCGCGCUCCACACGGCCCCCCGCCACGCUGCCCCCCGAGCCGGAGGCGGAGUCGGAGCGGCCCCGCUUCUCGCCCUUCCCCAGCGACGUGCGCGACUACUCCACGGAGCUGAGCGUGACGGUGGCCGUGGGCGCCUCCCUGCUCUUCCUCAACAUCCUGGCCUUCGCCGCGCUGUACUACAAGCGGGACCGCCGGCACGAGCUGCGGCCCCGCCGCCUGUCCCCCCAGCGCCCCGCCCUGCCCCUGCCGCCGGACGAGGAGCUGCUGUCCCUGCAGCUGAAGCGCGACCCCCACGACCCCGACAGGCUCCGCCCCCACGACAUCCUGCGGCCCACCUGCCCGCCCGACUACACCCUGGCCCUCCGCCGGGCCCCUGAGGACCUGCCCCUCAUCACGCCCAACACCAUCACCAUGAUCCCCAGCUCUCUGAGCACCAUGCAGCCCCUGCACCUGCUGAACGCCUACCCCGGCCCCGCCCCCGGCCACAACAACGCCCUGGCCCACCCACAUUCCACCACCCGCGUAUAGGGCCCGCGGACCGGGCAGGGCCUGUCUGUGGACCAGCACCUUUCAGAACUCCACUGUUCCUCUUCCUCUUCCUCACCCUCCCCCCGCUGCAGGGCCUGCUUCAGUGUGGGAAUGCUGACUCACACUUUAUUUACACUGAACACACUUCAUAAAGAGUGUGUUUGAAUGUGUGAUGGAGCUCAAUUAUCAACCCCUCUGAUCAGUCCAAGAUCAUCAAUUACCAACACAUUCAUAUGAUAUCUAUAAUAACAAUAACCCACACACACCCACACACUCACACUCACACUCAUAUACACACACACACACUCACACACACACUCUCACACUCACACUCACAUACACACACACUCACACACACACUCUCACACUCACACACACACACACUCUCACACUCACACACACACACACACACACUCACACACACUCACACACACACACACUCACACUCACACACACACACACUCUCACACUCACACACACACUCACACACACUCACACACACACACACUCACACUCACACACACACACACUCUCACACUCACACACACACUCACACACACAUACUCACACAAACACACUCACUCACACACACACCCACAAUCAGACACACACAGACACACUCAUUCACACACACACACGCCCACACACAGACACAUACACACACAGACACACCAUACUAGCCCCCCACCUCUUAGUCCAGGGUGAGGGGGUGUUAGCGCACACCUCUUAGUCCAGGGUGAGGGGGUGUUAGCACACAUCUCUUAGUCCAGGGUGAGGGGGUGUUAGCGCACAUCUCUUAGUCCAGGGUGAGGGGUGUUAGCACACAUCUCUUAGUCCAGGGUGAGGGGGUGUUAGCACACAUCUCUUAGUCCAGGGUGAGGGGGUGUUAGCGCACAUCUCUCGGCCCUGCCCUGGGGCAGCUUCUCUGCUUUUAUCUUUCCUUUAGGGAGGAGACAGUUCUGACGGACUGAAGGUCAGACAACCCCACCCGCCCCAAAACUGGAGCUGAGCACGUCCUACGGAUGACUAACUGUAUCUCCAAGACAACAAAACAUUUAAUCUCCAAGAGACUGGCUACUUUUGGUCUUUGAUCCUCAGUGAAUGAAAUUUAAGAUUAUUAGACAAGUAUUAAAUAAAAUACGGACAGGUAAAAUGUUGUACGGACUGUUGAAAACGGGCAGAUUGGCACUUACAUUUUCUAGGACUUUUCUUGAGUUUUGUGGUCAGCUCACUGUCCGCUGGCACUGAUGAUGAACGCAUCACAAUGAGUUGAGGAAAGAAAAAGUAAACCUGUACAUUUUUAAGUGCCAGAUCUCAAACUGGAAAAAAAAAAACACAUGUUUGUAAAUAUUGAGUUCCUUGUUUGGUUUCGGCUGCCAUGGCGACGGUGUGUCGGUGCAGACUCCACACUCAUCCCCAGUUUUUACAUGGCUCCAAAGGUUAAAGGUCAUUGGUGCCGGACAGGGUCGUGGCAGUUCUCUGCCUGGUCGGACUGCCAGGCGUCGCACAGUGAGAACAGCAGCCCGAUAAUCCAGCGCCCCCAAAACCUUCAUCAGUCUCCUCCUCAUCACGUCUCCGCCUCCCGUGAGCACCGUCGUGAGCGAUCCUGUGUUCACCAGGUAACUGCUGCAGACAGGAGGAAGGCCUGAGCUCCUCAGCGCCCUCUGGUGGCUGUGACAGGGAAGCGCAGAGAGGUGGCGUUCAGCAUGAGCCGCCAGGGGCACUGCAGACAAGUUUCACACUGCGGGCGUGUCUCAGGCUUACGGUCGCAGGGUCCACUAGGCCACAAACGCAUCGCAUGCACACAGAUCUCAGCCGUAUGGGGAUAGGCUAGCAGGCCUGCUAUAGGGGCUGUGUGAGGGGCAUAGGCUAGCAGGCCUGCUAUAGGGGCUGUGUGAGGGGCAUAGGCUAGCAGGCCUGCUAUAGGGGCUGUGUGAGGGGCAUAGGUUAGCAGGCCUGCUAUAGGGGCUGUGUGAGGGGCAUAGGUUAGCAGGCCUGCUAUAGGGGCUGUGUGAGGGGCAUAGGUUAGCAGGCCUGCUAUAGGGGCUGUGUGAGGGGCAUAGGUUAGCAGGCCUGCUAUAGGGGCUGUGUGAGGGGCAUAGGCUAGCAGGCCUGCUAUAGGGGCUGUGUGAGGGGCAUAGGCUAGCAGGCCUGCUAUAGGGGCUGUGUGAGGGGCAUAGGUUAGCAGGCCUGCUAUAGGGGCUGUGUGAGGGGCAUAGGUUAGCAGGCCUGCUAUAGGGGCUGUGUGAGGGGCAUAGGCUAGCAGGCCUGCUAUAGGGGCUGUGUGAGGGGCAUAGGCUAGCAGGCCUGCUAUAGGGGCUGUGUGAGGGGCAUAGGCUAGCAGGCCUGCUAUAGGGGCUGUGUGAGGGGCAUAGGCUAGCAGGCCUGCUAUAGGGGCUGUGUGAGGGGCAUAGGUUAGCAGGCCUGCUAUAGGGGCUGUGUGAGGGGCAUAGGCUAGCAGGCCUGCUAUAGGGUCUAUGAGAGGCAUUAACCCACCACAUGACCAAAUGCGAUGCAGAUCAGACCAAGCAGAACUCAACAUUUUACGAGGGACUAGUUUCUGAUCUUCUGAUUUAUGCUGAACUGAGUUAUGUGUGGGCGAUAAUAAGAAAUGAAGGAGCAUGUUUAAUUUAUAAAGCAAUCGUCAAAACGAAUGAUGGCCUCCAUUCUUAGCUUAUUUUGGUGUGGCGUUGAUUUUCCUGUUCAGUUUUGGGUUGAGAGGUGAUUGCUCCACACUCUGGCUAAAGCUGUGGCAGGGAGCUGGUUAUUUUCACAUCAUCACUGAGCAGGAGGUUUACUUGUGCGCUGUGUUCUUACUGCAGAGAUGAGGGCAGGAAAUGAUCUAUUUUUGAAUGAAAUUAGUUUUUAACGGAGGCGUUGGAGACGGACCCGGAUCUCUGGCUCAGCAGCACAGAAACAUUCUCUAACGUUCUGGCAGCGUUCUCCCAGGGCUGCCGAAACGCUGCAGGAACGUUCUCUCAACACUCCCGGCCCCGUGGCCGGGCUGCCAGAGGGCCUGCUCCUGUUGUGUUCUUUUCCAUUUUACUUUUGUCAAAUUUAAAAAGAAAAAAGAAAAAAACUAAAAGUCUUGACAUGAAAAAAUGUUAAUAAUGGGUUUUAAAAAGGAUUAUUUAAAAAAAAAAGAAAAAAAAAGCAGACUUUAAAAAUAUUAGUACAGUGAGGAUUUUUCUGUUUCAGUUAGGAGUUAUUACACACUGUACGGCGUGUUUCUGAGCCGGGAAACAUUAAAAUCAUUCAGAGACAAAUGA
Messenger RNA from Conger conger (European conger), 5375 nucleotides. Its product is annotated as neuroligin-2-like. Lineage: Eukaryota; Metazoa; Chordata; Actinopteri; Anguilliformes; Congridae. Gene Ontology annotation, biological process: synaptic vesicle endocytosis; neuron cell-cell adhesion; presynaptic membrane assembly. The record is from RefSeq and is a predicted model, not a curated record. Gene Ontology annotation, cellular component: postsynaptic specialization membrane; synapse; cell surface. Gene Ontology annotation, molecular function: signaling receptor activity; neurexin family protein binding.